Nicotiana tabacum (common tobacco) is the source of this 629-nucleotide messenger RNA. The record is from RefSeq and is a predicted model, not a curated record. NCBI's taxonomy places the organism in Eukaryota, Viridiplantae, Streptophyta, Magnoliopsida, Solanales, Solanaceae.
AAUAGCGAAUCAUUGAUGAGUCAUGUUUCCCGUGUUCAGCGCCUUUAUCCUCUUCAUACAGUCUGUUACCUCACAAACAAGCUUAUGGCAUUCAUCAACAAAAGGGAACAAGGUCAAUACAAGGACCCUGCCAAUCAUAUUGUUUGGAAACGGCCACCUAUAGAGGAGGUUCUGUCCAAGUUAACAAUUAAUUUCGUUAAGGUGCAUUCAAGACAUUGUGUUGACGAAGCUGAAUUAGCUGAACAUGUAGCUGGGCUGACUUACAGCUUAGCUUCUUGUCAGAUUAGGUGGUACAGGGAGCCUCCUUGUUCACCUCUACUUAAGUAAACAUUGUGGAAAUGAGACACUGAGCUGCAACAAGAGGAGCUACAAAUCCCAGAUUAGAAGCCCUGCUACGAGUCCCACAAAAGAAAAAGGGUGAAAAGAGCUGCACUAUCAAGCUUUUAGUUACAUUAGACAGCAGAACUGGUUUCUGCUUAAGUGCUUUCAAAAAAGAUAAAAAUUGAGAAACUUAAUUUAUGGAAUUGGUUUCUGGUUGAGUUGCAGUCGAACACCGUUCAGCCAAAUAUCUAGUACUCCCUCCGUUUCAAUUUAGACGAGGUAGUUUGACUUGGCACGGAGUUUAAGAA